Phytophthora sojae is the source of this 156-nucleotide messenger RNA. RefSeq lists its product as hypothetical. The transcript has a single exon. The record is from RefSeq and is a predicted model, not a curated record. Bases 1 to 156 code for a protein of 51 amino acids. NCBI's taxonomy places the organism in Eukaryota, Oomycota, Peronosporomycetes, Peronosporales, Peronosporaceae.
AUGGGCUGCGCUUCCAAAUUCUACAGGCAGCUUUUACUUCCGCUGCCUUUUGACCCUGCGCGAAGAAGUGUCCGGAUAUUCAACAUCUAUCACUUGUACAAUUUGAGAGUACGUAGCACAGGCAUCAGCCAGAUCAGAAGCGUCUUCAUGGCGUAA